This is a messenger RNA of Cercocebus atys (sooty mangabey), 2469 nucleotides long. RefSeq names its product JNK1/MAPK8-associated membrane protein (gene JKAMP). Gene Ontology annotation, biological process: response to unfolded protein. Gene Ontology annotation, cellular component: membrane. The record is from RefSeq and is a predicted model, not a curated record. Gene Ontology annotation, molecular function: ubiquitin protein ligase binding. NCBI's taxonomy places the organism in Eukaryota, Metazoa, Chordata, Mammalia, Primates, Cercopithecidae. Bases 428 to 1174 code for a protein of 248 amino acids. The transcript has 7 exons.
CCACCUCGGCCUCCCAAAGUGCUGGGAUUACAGGCGUGAGCCACCUCACCCAGCCUGUUUGUUUGUUUUAAUCCACAUUAGAUUGUAGGGUUUUGGCAGGAAUUCUGUUUCUCCUUGGACUUUUAGUGGCCCCUAACCAGUGGAAUCAGUAUAUGUUUAUUGGAUGAAUCAAUGAAUGAAUGAAGGGAAUCAGAGGUCACUGAUGAAGAAAACUCCUUCCAUAAUUUCUUCUUGUGAAUAAGCUGUCGAUAUCCAACCAGCAUGCCUUGGACUUUAUUGUGGGAAGACCCUAUUAUUUAAAAACGGCUCAACUGAAAUAUAUGGAGAAUGUGGGGUAUGCCCAAGAGGACAGAGAACGAAUGCACACAAAUAUUGUCAGCCUUGCACAGAAUCUCCUGAACUUUAUGAUUGGCUCUAUCUUGGAUUUAUGGCAAUGCUUCCUCUGGUUUUACAUUGGUUCUUCAUUGAAUGGUACUCGGGGAAAAAGAGUUCCAGUGCACUUUUCCAACACAUCACUGCAUUAUUUGAAUGCAGCAUGGCAGCUAUUAUCACCUUACUUGUGAGUGAUCCAGUUGGUGUUCUUUAUAUUCGUUCAUGUCGAGUAUUGAUGCUUUCUGACUGGUACACGAUGCUUUACAACCCAAGUCCAGAUUACGUUACCACAGUGCACUGUACUCAUGAAGCUGUCUACCCACUAUACACCAUUGUAUUUAUCUAUUAUGCAUUCUGCUUGGUAUUAAUGAUGCUGCUCCGACCUCUUCUGGUGAAGAAGAUUGCAUGUGGGUUAGGGAAGUCUGAUCGAUUUAAAAGUAUUUAUGCUGCACUUUACUUCUUCCCAAUUUUAACUGUGCUUCAGGCAGUUGGUGGAGGCCUUUUAUAUUACGCCUUCCCAUACAUUAUAUUAGUGUUAUCUUUGGUUACUCUGGCUGUAUACAUGUCUGCUUCUGAAAUAGAGAACUGCUAUGAUCUUCUGGUCAGAAAGAAAAGACUUAUUGUUCUCUUCAGCCACUGGUUACUUCAUGCCUAUGGAAUAAUCUCCAUUUCCAGAGUGGAUAAACUUGAGCAAGAUUUGCCCCUUUUGGCUUUGGUACCUACACCAGCCCUUUUUUACUUGUUCACUGCAAAAUUUACCGAACCUUCACGGAUACUCUCAGAAGGAGCCAACGGACACUGAGUGUAGACACGUGAAAUGCCAAAAACCUAAGAAGUGCUCCUAAUAAAAAAGUAAAUCAGUCUUAACAUUGUAUGAGAACUAUUCUGUCAUAUAUGGGAAUAAGAUUGUCAGUAUAUCUUAAUGUUUCGGUUUGUUUUUGUUUUGCUUAUGGUUAGACUUACAGACUUGGAAAAUGCAAAACCCCAUAAUACUCUGUUAUACAGGGUAAUAUUAUCUGCUACACUGGAAGCCCACUAGGAAGCCCUUGCUUCUCUCAACAGUUCAGCUGUUCUUUCGAGCAAAAUCAUGUUUCUGUGUACCUAGCAAUGUGUUCCAUUUUAUGAAGAAAAACUUUCAACACAUGUAAUGUGCACUCCUUAACAGUGGCAUAAUUGUACAUACCCGUUGUGUUUCAGUUUGUUUUUCACCUAUAAUGAAUUGUAAAGACAAACAUACUUGUGGGUUCUGAUAGCAAACAUAGAAAUGAUGUAUAUUGUUUUUUGUUAUCUAUUUAUUUUCACCAAUACAGUAUUUUGAUGUAUUGCAAAAACAGAUAAUAAUUUAUAUAACAUGUUUUCUGUCUAUAGACUGGUUCAAGGCUUGUUUGGAUUAUUGUUCCUGUAAAGAAAACAAUAAUAAAAAGCUUAACUACAUAAAAUUUCAAUGUUUUGACACUUAAUUGUUGUUGUUUGGCACAAUAGUAUGGAAGUAAUUCAAACUGGUAAAUAGUUUCCUCUCAUAUCUCGGGUAUGUAUACAUAGCAUAUUUUAUUGAUCCAGAGAUACUUUUUAUUUCACGUUUUGACAUCUCUGAAUUAGGAUGCAUCUUACAACUGAUGGCUUAUUAGAUUUAUGAAAUACAGAAGAUACACAGGGUUUUCCUGUGGUUGGUUUGUGGUUUGUGAUAGGUUUUCUGUGAUGUUUAUGCUUUGAAGGUCUUGAGACUUAGGAUCGCAACCAUGGAAGCAAAAUGAGAUUUUUAGCUCUUAACCUAACAACCUGACCAUGUUUAUCCAUUUUUAUUGUUUAGAAUUUUAUUUAUUGAUUCUGCUACUUGGUGGAGGUUGUGUGAGUUAGUUAAAUUUUAAAUGUUUAAGACUUCUGUUAACAGCUGCAAAAUGUGAAAGCAAGUGCACUCACUUUUCCUGUAGUUCUGUUUGUCUUUUGAAUUCACAGCAGUUGUAUCCUUGAGUUAUUUUGUUAGUUAUUCUUUGUUAAUGUAUUUUUCUCAGUACAUUUAACCACUGGGAAAUGAACUCUUGGUACGAAUGUGUUUCUUCUUUUCUGUAGGAAUAAAAAAUAAAUGUAAAAAUUCUA